AUGGCAGGAAGAGCACGGAAAAUCCGAUGGGCUACUUACUUGAGCAGUCAUUACCGAGAAGACGCACCGACGGUCGAAGUGGGAAUCCUAAAAUCCGGUCUCCUCUGGUCACAAAUGUAUCUUAACUUCUGGGCAAAACGAUUGGGCAAACAAAUUUAUUUCGGACUCCAAGUCACGGAAUUCCUUAUGAAGUUCGUCACAGGCGACACACCAGAGAAUCCAGCUUCAAUCAUGCCAGAACUUGUUGAAUAUCUAAGGUUUCAGAAAUUCCACCGAGUCCCCUACCAGGAAGCAAGUUAUUCGGUUAAGCUCGGACGAUACGUUGGAGACAUCGGGUUUAUGUGUCCUCGGUGUUACCGACAGAAUCAGGCUUCUACGGCACAACGAGUCAGAUAUGCCGAAUUCCGAGACUGCACGAAAUACUUAAGUAUUGCCGCGCGCCGUCCUCGGAGGCAGAGCCAAUGUCCACAAAAAAUGGUUUCUCAUCGCGACUUGAUAGCUGUCAAUCACGAGACGCAGUCUCACAACCUGGAAAUCUUAUGUCCACCGAAAACCGAUAUUCUCUACAAGCCAGCCAUUCCCGAUAAGGCGCGUCCAUUCCAAUUCACGGCGCCCAUUUACAAACUGUCGAUGCCGGCCGGGCAGUUCAAGCGUGCCUCAGUAACAAUCACGUUCAAUUCCAACUCAUUCGUCGAGUUUGACCAGGCAGGACUUCUCUUCUUGCGUCCACAUGCUAAGCUACCAAACCCAACCUCCACAAAUGAAGGCGAUGCCGAAACAAGUCCCGGGUUUGUGAAAAUUGGCCCCGAGGUUUUCCAGGACAGGAUGAGGUAUGCUGUCUCCGGAUCAAACCACACGAUACCGGACUGGAGUCUGUGGCCAGUACCCGACAGAUUUGCGCGAACAGUCACUGUCAGUGUGGAAAUGGUUCGUCAUGGUCCUCUCCUUGGCGCGUUUGUGGUUGAACGCGACGGAGCAAAUGUUGAAAAGACAUUGAUCAGAACUGUCCCGUGGUGCUUUGACGAUAUCGCCGACAUGGAUUCUGAGGUUUGGGUAGGUGUUUAUGCGGCACGGCCAGAUCUGGAUGGUGCCAGCCAUGGAGCUCCACUCCAAGUGCGAUUCAGCGAGUUUGAGAUCGAGUCUACUACAGGAGUUCUUAAAUUUCAAGAUAAAUGGGUCCUCUGA
Molecule: messenger RNA, 1185 nt
Organism: Talaromyces stipitatus ATCC 10500
Lineage: Eukaryota; Fungi; Ascomycota; Eurotiomycetes; Eurotiales; Trichocomaceae
Exons: 2
Coding region: 1-1185 (394 amino acids)
Source: RefSeq, a predicted model, not a curated record